Messenger RNA from Balaenoptera ricei (Rice's whale), 5323 nucleotides. RefSeq names its product ribosomal protein S6 kinase A2 (gene RPS6KA2). Gene Ontology annotation, biological process: protein phosphorylation; intracellular signal transduction. Bases 176 to 2377 code for a protein of 733 amino acids. The record is from RefSeq and is a predicted model, not a curated record. The transcript is spliced from 21 exons. Lineage: Eukaryota; Metazoa; Chordata; Mammalia; Artiodactyla; Balaenopteridae. Gene Ontology annotation, molecular function: ATP binding; magnesium ion binding; ribosomal protein S6 kinase activity.
CCGUGGCCGGCUCGGCCUGCCCUUUGUGCCCGCAGCCCGCGCCCCGUGCCGAUGGCCGCUGCGCCGGGCUUCCCGGCCGCUCGCGCCCGCCGGCGGACCUAACCCCGCGCGCCUGGGAUGCGCCGGGGAUGCGCGUCCUCCGGCCCUGCGGCUCCUCGCGGCUGGGCGCCGGGCGAUGGAGCUGAGCAUGAAGAAGUUCACCGUGCGCAGGUUCUUCUCCGUGUACCUGCGCAAGAAGUCGCGCUCCAAGAGCUCCAGUCUUAGCCGACUCGAGGAAGAAGGCAUCGUGAAGGAGAUUGACAUCAGUCAUCAUGUGAAAGCAGGCUUUGAAAAGGCCGACCCUUCCCAGUUUGAACUGUUAAAAGUUUUGGGACAAGGGUCCUAUGGAAAGGUGUUCCUGGUGAGGAAGGUCAAGGGGUCAGAUGCUGGGCAGCUCUACGCAAUGAAGGUUCUUAAAAAGGCCACCUUGAAAGUUCGGGACCGAGUCAGAUCGAAGAUGGAGAGAGACAUUUUGGCAGAAGUGAAUCAUCCUUUCAUCGUAAAGCUUCAUUACGCCUUCCAGACUGAGGGAAAACUCUAUCUGAUUCUGGACUUCCUGCGCGGAGGAGACCUCUUCACCAGGCUCUCCAAAGAGGUGAUGUUCACGGAGGAGGAUGUGAAGUUCUACCUGGCUGAGCUGGCCUUGGCUUUAGACCACCUGCACAGUCUGGGGAUCAUCUACAGAGACCUGAAGCCAGAAAACAUCCUCCUGGACGAAGAGGGACACAUUAAGAUCACAGACUUCGGACUGAGUAAGGAGGCCAUCGACCACGACAAGAGAGCCUAUUCCUUCUGCGGGACGAUUGAGUACAUGGCGCCCGAGGUGGUGAACCGGCGGGGCCACACGCAGAGCGCCGACUGGUGGUCCUUCGGCGUGCUCAUGUUCGAGAUGCUCACGGGGUCGCUGCCGUUCCAGGGGAAGGACAGGAAGGAGACCAUGGCCCUCAUCCUCAAAGCCAAGCUGGGCAUGCCGCAGUUCCUCAGUGUGGAGGCUCAGAGUCUUCUGAGAGCCCUCUUCAAACGGAACCCCUGCAACCGGCUGGGUGCUGGCCUGGACGGCGUGGAGGAGAUCAAGCGCCACCCUUUCUUUGUCACCAUCGACUGGAACAAGCUGUACAGGAAGGAGAUCAAGCCGCCCUUCAAGCCGGCGGUGGGCAGGCCGGAGGACACCUUCCACUUCGACCCCGAGUUCACGGCGAGGACACCCACAGACUCACCUGGCGUCCCCCCCAGCGCCAACGCUCAUCACCUGUUUAGAGGAUUCAGUUUUGUGGCCUCCAGCCUGGCCCAGGAGCCCUCGCAGCAAGACCUGCACAAAGCCACAGUUCACCCCGUCGUGCAGCAGUUACACGGGAACAACACCCGCUUCACCGAUGGCUACGAGGUCAAGGAGGACAUCGGGGUGGGCGCCUACUCCGUAUGCAAGCGCUGUGUGCACAUGGCCACAGACGCCGAGUACGCCGUGAAGAUCAUCGAUAAGAGCAAAAGGGACCCCUCGGAAGAGAUUGAGAUCCUCCUGCGGUACGGCCAGCACCCCAACAUCAUCACCCUCAAAGACGUCUACGACGACGGGAAGUUCGUGUACCUGGUGAUGGAGCUGAUGCGGGGCGGGGAGCUGCUGGACCGUAUCCUGCGGCAGAGGUACUUCUCGGAGCGGGAGGCCAGCGACGUGCUGUGCACCAUCACCAAGACCAUGGACUACCUCCACUCCCAGGGGGUUGUUCAUCGGGACCUGAAGCCGAGCAAUAUUCUGUACAUGGACGAGUCUGGAAACCCUGAAUCCAUCCGAAUCUGUGACUUCGGGUUUGCCAAGCAGCUGCGAGCCGAGAAUGGGCUGCUGAUGACCCCCUGCUACACAGCCAACUUCGUUGCCCCGGAGGUCCUGAAGCGGCAAGGCUAUGACGCGGCUUGUGACAUCUGGAGUCUGGGGAUCCUGCUGUACACCAUGCUGGCGGGAUUUACCCCUUUUGCAAACGGACCAGAUGAUACCCCUGAGGAUAUCUUGGCAAGGAUUGGCAGCGGGAAAUACGCGCUUUCCGGGGGAAACUGGGAUUCCAUAUCUGACGCGGCAAAGGAUGUCGUGUCCAAGAUGCUCCACGUGGACCCUCACCAGCGCCUGACCGCGGUUCAAGUGCUCAGACACCCGUGGGUGGUGAACAGAGAGUACCUGUCCCCAAACCAGCUCAGCAGACAAGACGUGCACUUGGUGAAGGGAGCGAUGGCCGCCACCUACUUCGCUCUGAACAGAGCCCCCCAGGCCCCGCGGCUGGAGCCUGUGUUGUCCUCCAGCCUGGCCCAGCGCCGGGGCAUGAAGAGACUCACGUCUACGCGGCUGUAGCCGAGCCCGGCGCCCGCCCAUCCUGCACCUCCUCAUGCGGCCGGAGAGGAUCCGGGCGGGUGACCUCCCGACGCGGGGCUGUGCCGACCUUGCCACCUCCGCCCCCAGCCCACCAGACGGAGUCCUCCUGCCGCGGACCGUGCCAAGCACCUGGAGGCCCCUCCGGCCCGUGGGUCUCGCGCGGUCAUGGCUUGUGUUUCCGUGGAGAGACGUGUUUCCCACUUAUAAAGUCAGCAGCCUGGUCUGAUUCCCGGCACACACAGCCCAGGUGUCACGGUGUGAAGGUGACGGUUAACGGCAGAGCCCUGGGGGCCCGGCUUCUGCGCCUCUGCCCUUGCCCACGGCUGAGUGACCGGUGGGCACAGGGCGCCUAGGAGCAGACGCCUGGUCCCUCCAGAUGAUCCAAAGAGCCCUUGUCUCAUUGCCCCCCACAUGGGACUGAGGCCCCCGCGUCUCUCCUGUUGCACAUCUGAUGGGGCGAGGCCACCCCAGCACCGGGGGCGGCAGCUUCGCCUCGGUGGCCGCGUUUCACGAGAAUCGCUCGCGUCCCCGGGAGGGAGCCAGCCAAACUUGUGCCCACGUUUUCGCGUUCUCCUGAGGACCGGGGCUGCAGGAGCGGCUGCUUCUCGCUCCCGCCCCGGCUCAAGGGUCGCCGCGGCCGCCCCGAGUUUCCGAGAGGGCCUGGGCUUCCCUGAGCGCUGGCUUUCCCCUUUCAUGGAAAGCCUGUGGCCCGUGGGAGCCCUCAGUUGGGUUGCCUCCCGUCGGUCCCUUCUCGGGUCCCCUGGAGACCCCUGCCCCCCGCCCGGGGCCAGAGGGGAGCGGAGGGUGCGUUGCCGAGAGCCGGGGCGCCCUUUGUGGAAGCUGUGCUUUCGUGGCGUGCUUUGUGUUUCUGUUGCACAGGUCUGUCCUCACCUGACAUGUCAGGGCUAUUUGAUGUUUCCCCCGGGGCGUGUGAACACAGGAGUGGGUGUGAUGCAGGGCGAGCCACCGCCGGGGCCUGGAGGACAGAGGCCUGUGUCCUCCCAGCCGGCCCCGAGGCAGGGGGCCACCGACCAGCUGACCGGAGGGCCCUUGCCCACCGAGCUGUGACUGGCCAGCAUCGCUGGGCACCCCCUGCCCUCGGGGGGAGGGGGAGCUCCUGUUGGUCUCAGCCGGAUUUUCACCAAGAAGACAAUUUUUCAAAGUCCCUCCGUUUCAACUCACUCUGGUACCCAACUCGACCGACCAAAACAAAAACAAUGCCUCCUUCUAAAAAAUAGCUCCCUAGCUCGGUCUAAUGGUUUUCAGACCUGAAAAUAUAAACGUAUCGCAGAAGCUUUAAUUAUCCCGUGAGCCAUUUUUUUUUUUCCUCAGAACCACAAGGAAUAAAAAGGUGGGGACAGAUUCAUGUACCUGUUUUCCCACAAAGCCCUCUUGGGCACUUCUCCUGUUUCUCAAUAGAAAGUGCUUUUUCCCAAGGCUCAAAAGACUUCCACCCACAACAGUUUUGUUUUAGGUCAGAACUAUUUUGUCUGUCAUUAGAAACUUAGGAAAACCUGGGUAGUCCCAGGUCACAGAUUUUGCCCUCCCAGAAAUCGACAGUGGCCCUUGUAUCUUGUUUUUGCCGCACAGGCAACGUCCGGCCCAUCAGCCUCCUGGGCCUCUGUCCUGGGCUUGUUGGCACGUUGUUGGUUUGCCUGAAGUCCGUGUGUUGUGAUGGAAGCGGACAGAACGGAGAGACAGAGAUGAAGCACGGCUGGGAGAGCAGCCAGCGCGUGUCCUCUGUGUGUCACACCAGCCCCCUUACGUGUGCAGCCUCAGUUCUGACCGUUCAGAACCCCGCGGGGAUCCCGGGACUCGCCCCGCACCGGACCCCGCCCGUGGCAGGGGCGCCCCCGGCUCUGCUGAACCAACUCGAAUGCCCUAAGAUACCUCCACUCCCUCACCCUUCUCCAAAACAAAGUGGUACUUGAAACCCUUCUGCAGAGAGGCAGCCUAGAGAAGCUGAGAGCCUGUUUUUAAUUGAACUGGCUUAGGUCUUAAGUAGCCAGUGGCUGGGCUUCCUAACCGGCAGUCGGUAUGUGAAUGAAGGUGCGAUCACCGCGUUAUUCACCUGUACGGGGCACCUCCACCAGUCACGCAAGGCCUCGCGGGAUUUGCACACGUGGUGUGACAGCCCAGCAAGUUAACUGGCUGCCCUGCCCUCCUGUAGAGUCAGACCCCCUCUGGAUCACCAGAACCACAGACUUGGUUGUGAUAAACCCGAGCCCGGGGUCUCAGGCCUGCGGCCCUGCCGGUCCCCUCCGUGGCUCCCACUAUAGUCUCAUCCACCCCGGCGCCCGCCCACUUUAAGAGAAACACCUGAUGCCCCCCGGAGGGAGAGCUUUGCCCGAUGCUGCCCCCCACGUCACACUGGGCAAGAGUGAGAUUUCACUUGUUCCCCAAGGGCAGUCGGUCGUGGUUUCAAACUACCCGCGUGUGCGUCGCCGUGUGGAAGGCUGUCAGGGCUCUGAGUGGUCAUGGCUCCGAUGCGAGCCAGUCCCGCUCAUUAACGGCGUGACCCAGCGCCGCUCUGGGGUGGUGACCUUGCUUCACUGGGUCCCUCCAGCACAGGAGGAAUCUGAUCUGCACUUGUCCUCUCCCACGUGGUUUGGUGGCCCUCACCGCUCCGAGAGCCGUGGGAUUCUAGAAUGGAAAGGACGCCGCAGGUCCUGAGUGACGAGGAGAAGCCACCCACAGGCUCAGGGCGUCACCGGGAAGGGACCUGCCAGCUGCGGCCGAGCCCGCCCUCCCCCGAGGACACCGCGAGCACUUUGUGUCCCUGCCCGUGUCCGUGUUUACAGGGGACUCUCGUGUUCACGCUUUAUAUUUUAUGUUGGAGAUGGGCGGCCACUCUACGAUAUUUAUUACGCUUUCCAGACUUUCUGAAUAGAUUUUUUAAAUAAACAUGGGUUUUAUGAAGUGUAA